AUGCUUACAGGACUACUACUUAUCCCUCUUCUAGGGUGUCUAGCUCUACUACCUAUGAACAGUGAUACUGCUGCAGGAGUAGAACGAAUUAAGAAGACAGCUCUAACAGCUUCACUGAUUACAUUCGUACUAUCAAUCAUCAUGUGGGGUGAAUUUGACUCAAGUGCAACACAAUACCAAUUUGUACAAGAAUUUAACUCACUAACAUUCUGUCACCUAAACAUUGGAGUAGACGGUAUUAGCCUAUACUUCGUACUACUAACAACAUUCAUUACUCCUCUAUGCCUUCUGUCAAAUUGGUCUAACAUCCAAUUUGGUAUUAAGUAUUACGUGAUUGCUUUCCUACUAAUGGAAUCAAUCCUUAUCGGUGUAUUUGUAGUACUAGAUCUAAUGCUAUUUUACAUCUUCUAUGAAGCUGUACUAAUCCCAAUGUUCCUAGUGAUUGGUAUUUGGGGUGGAUCAGCAACUCGAAUCCGAGCUUCAUUCCUACUAUUCCUAUACACACUUGCAGGUUCACUAUUUAUGCUACUAGCUAUUAUGGUCAUUUACUACAACGUAGGUUCAACAGACUUCAACAUUGUAUCUCUUUCUGACCUAAGUGCUGGUGGGCAAAAGCUACUAUGGCUUGCAUUCUUCCUGUCUUUCGCCGUAAAGACACCGCUAGUUCCAUUCCAUAUGUGGCUUCCUCGAGCUCAUGCUGAAGCUCCUGUUGGUGGUUCUAUGCUACUAGCUUCUCUACUACUUAAGCUAGCUACAUACGGUUACCUACGAAUUCUUAUCGGAAUGAUGCCAGAUGCUACAUCAUACUUCUCACCUCUUGUGCAAACAAUUGCUAUUGUGACACUGAUCUACUCAUCACUGGCUACACUACGACAAGUUGACUUCAAGGCUCUAGUAGCUUACUCAUCAAUUUCUCACAUGGCUAUCGUAGUGCUAGGUCUAUUUUCUAACACAAUUAUUGGUAUUGAAGGGGCUAUUGCUCUGUCAGUAGCUCACGGUCUAGUAUCACCAGCAAUGUUUAUGCUAGUAGGAUCCGUUCUUUACGAUCGAUUCCAUACUCGUAUUAUCCGUUACUACCGUGGACUUACAGUAUACAUGCCUAUGUUCUCACUUCUGUUCUUCCUAACAUCACUAGCUAACAUGGCUGUGCCUCUAUCACUUAACUGGAUCGGUGAACUAAUGUCUCUAUCAGGUACACUACAACGAUCUCCAGUUAUUGGUCUUCUAGGUGCAUCAGGUAUUGUACUGUCUGCAUGUUACACUAUUUUCCUAUUCAACCGACUAUCCUUCGGUGCAUACUCACAAUAUCUGUCAUUUACUAACGAUAUCACUCGACGAGAAUUUAUGGUGAUGCUACCUAUGCUAUUUACAGCGUUCCUCUUCGGUAUUCUACCUAACAUCAUCCUUUCAGAUCUACAUGUUGCAGUAACACAACUACUGUACUCAUAA
Molecule: messenger RNA, 1449 nt
Organism: Kwoniella shivajii
Lineage: Eukaryota; Fungi; Basidiomycota; Tremellomycetes; Tremellales; Cryptococcaceae
Exons: 1
Coding region: 1-1449 (482 amino acids)
Biological process (GO): aerobic respiration; electron transport coupled proton transport; ATP synthesis coupled electron transport
Cellular component (GO): respiratory chain complex I
Molecular function (GO): ubiquinone binding; NADH dehydrogenase (ubiquinone) activity
Source: RefSeq, a predicted model, not a curated record